Messenger RNA from Spinacia oleracea (spinach), 434 nucleotides. RefSeq names its product putative phytosulfokines 6. Gene Ontology annotation, cellular component: extracellular region. The record is from RefSeq and is a predicted model, not a curated record. Gene Ontology annotation, biological process: cell population proliferation. Gene Ontology annotation, molecular function: growth factor activity. NCBI's taxonomy places the organism in Eukaryota, Viridiplantae, Streptophyta, Magnoliopsida, Caryophyllales, Amaranthaceae. The coding region runs from base 1 to 282 and encodes 93 amino acids. The transcript has 2 exons.
AUGAUGCACAAAUUUCUCACCUCUACUCUCCUCAUCGUUAUCCUCCUCUGCCUCGUAGCAUUUCCAACAACAUCUGCUCGUCUACUAGUACACAAACCAGCAGAUGACCAAAACCAUCAAAUCUCCAACGCGGUUCCGAUACCAAAGUCACAAGAUAAAGACUCCAUAGAUGAAUUGAUGGGAUUGGAGAUAUGUGGGAAUGGAGAUGAAGAGUGCUUGAAGAGAAGACUGGUUUCAGAAGUUCACUUGGACUACAUUUACACACAGCAUCAAAACCCUUAAAAUUAAUAAUAAUAAUACUUGUGAUUUUAUGGCUUUUAAUUAACAUAUAUAAAUACUUUGAUUAGAAUAGAGAUUAGUUUUGUGGAAAUAUUUAACCCCUGUUAUACAAGGAUGGUUAUUUCAGAAUUUUUAGAAAGAAGAGUUUUGGCAUA